Molecule: messenger RNA, 2140 nt
Organism: Cololabis saira (Pacific saury)
Lineage: Eukaryota; Metazoa; Chordata; Actinopteri; Beloniformes; Belonidae
Gene: serping1
Product: serpin peptidase inhibitor, clade G (C1 inhibitor), member 1
Exons: 11
Coding region: 125-1924 (599 amino acids)
Biological process (GO): negative regulation of endopeptidase activity
Molecular function (GO): serine-type endopeptidase inhibitor activity
Source: RefSeq, a predicted model, not a curated record
UCAGUUGCGGCACAGAGACGCGGAUAGUUGGAGCUUGCGGGUGAAAUGAGCUGUAUUGGAUGAGUGAAAACAACAAAACAAAAAGUGCCGUUACUGAAUUUGGACACUUGGAAAUACAGGAGCUAUGAGGCGACAGACCAUAGCCUUCCUCUUGCUGCAGCUCACUUUUAAGCUUUCGUCAUGCACACAAAUCCAGAUGAUGCAGGGAUCCUCCGUGGAGCUUCCCUGUUUCCAUUCAGGCAGCGACUUCGCUGAAGGAAAUAUCACCUGGAAAUUCAAUGGUAACGACAUAAAUCCCACUGGGGAGUCAUCUGGCUCAGUGAAGGUCAUAAAGAAUGGCUUGUUCCUCUCUUUAUCACCUGUAACAUCUGCCCAUAAUGGCAAGUAUCUUUGCUUGGUAAAGAAGAACAACGAGGAGAUGAUCAAAAUAUAUGACCUUGUGGUUGAUGGAUCGCUCCGCUACACUAUUACGGUGGCUGAGGGCUCUGAUGUGACGCUCCCAUGUUUUUUCCCACCUUCCCAACGAAUCACCACCAACGCACUGUGGUUCAAAGAAACAGGGGACGGUAAAAAAACAAGGCUGAAUCUUGAAGAUGACUCGAUACAUGAAAAGAAAGUGGAGCUGCUCUACGGACUUGACCCAGAGCAGACCAUCAUACUCAGACGAGGGGCAGCGGAAGAUGCUGGAGUUUACAUCUGUGAAUCUGCUGGAGGGGAGAGGCUCAGCACUCUCAACCUUGUCUUUGAAGCUCGUCCGACGACUCCUCCGCGCUCAUGCCAGGACUUCAAUGAAGUGUGGGGGCCCUGCCAGGACGAGAACAGCCGCACAGCCGGACCCCUUCUGCAAGAAUCCUUGACAGAGUUUUCUAUGAAGUUGUAUUCUCACCUUCGAGCACAAGAACCCUCAAGAAACUUGCUCAUCUCUCCCAUCAGCAUCAGCGGGUUUCUCUCACAUUUGCUGUUAGGUGCGAGAGGUGACACGCGCAGAGCCAUUGAGAGGGCCAUCUGCCUGCCUCACGACUUCCAAUGUCUUCACUCCCAGAUGAAGAAGAUGAAGGAAGAAAUGGCCCAUUCCUUGCAAAUGGGUUCCCGAAUCUACUAUAACCCAGAAAUGCAUCUGAGCGAGUCCUUUAUCAACCAGUCCAUUCAGUACUACGAAGCCGAGCCCGUAAAACUCCUUGCAGACAGCGGGGAAAACAUUCAGAUGAUAAACAACUGGGUGGCGAAUCAGACCAAAAACAAAAUCACUAAUUUGAUUGACCAUAUAUCCCCCAAUGCUCAGUUGAUCCUUAUCAACGCUGUUUCUUUUACUGGUCAGUGGAUAGUCAAGUUUACGAAAAAGUCACAGAAAGGACAUUUCACAAAAUUCAACGGCGAUUUAGUAAAGGUGCCCAUCCUUUAUGAUUCAAAGUACAUGGCGACUGUGACGCAUGUGACUGAGCUGAAGGCCCGGGUGGCGAGGUUUGCUCUCUCAGGCAACAGCGGUCUGUACGUUCUGCUGCCUAACAGAAACACGCUGGCUGACCUGCAGCAGGUAGAAGAGAAGCUGACCGACGCAGCUGUGCGUCGGAUGGUGGAACAGCUGGCAGCGACAUCUCCGCAGCACAUCGAGGUCACUCUGCCCCAAAUCAAGCUGGAAUGCGAGCCAAACAUGGACCUGCUCAUCAAAAAAUUAGGUCUGGUCUCCCUCUUCGAGGAUGCCAACCUCUGCGGCCUGGACUCCGAGGGGGAGGCCAAGCUGGACCAAGCCAGACACAAAGCUUUCCUCGCACUGACCGAGCAAGGAGUCGAAGCCGGCGCCGUCACCUCUUUCUCAUUCUCUCGCUCGCACCCUAACUUCUCAGCGCUGCGGCCUUUCAUCCUGCUGGUGUGGAGCGAUGAAGCCAAAGUGCCUCUCUUUAUCGGCAGGAUGACUGAUCCGUGAGGCGCGGAGAGGGAAAUCUACCAGAGGCAAAUGAGGAGGAAAUACAAUACAUGUUUAAUGAAAGCAGCUUUUUUUUUUUUUUUUUUUAAGAAAAAAAAUAGUAAUGAACCAGAUAAGAUCAAUUUUGCUUCAAGUAUUUACCGUAGUGAGAAAUGUAUGGAGCCAAAUCAAGGCCAAAAGUUUUGCUAAUUUGAAAAUAAAAUUUGAACCUGAAAA